UCCUCCGGUAAUGAGCCGAUUUUACAGAGAGAGACUGAGAGAGCGAGAGAUCACCAUAAUAUGACUGGGGGGAAAUUGGAUGUGUUAACGAUCCAGAGGUAGGUUGAGCACUGAAACUGAGGCGCCGAAGCGGUGCGGGAAAGAGGAUCAUUCUACCAUUUUUAGGGUUUUCUGUCUUCACAUCAGCCCUCCUCCCCAUCCUCUCCAGGAGCACCGUAGCUCCAUCUCUACAGCACGGCAGGACCACAGCGAGGAGGAGGAAAAACAGACAAGACAGGAGAGGCGACUGGGAAAAUAUACAGACAGUUGUCUGAGGUGUGUGUGUGCGUGUGUGUGUUGUUUGGUGUGUGUGUACAGCGUGUGUGUGUGUGUGUGUUUAUGGAUGGGUGUGUUUAAAGGGAGCCUGGAUUGCUGUUUCCAGGCCAUGCUAUAGAAAUAGCCCUUCUCUUCCUCUCCUACUCCUGUUUUUUUUUUGUGGGGGGGGGGGCACCAGUGCAGUGCAAUCUCUCCUGUGUCUCCAUUUCUGUGUGCCGUCUGCGGCACCGUUGGAGGGGUGGGAGUUGGCCGUCUGACGGAGCUGGUCUCGAUUGCUGUGCUGCUGCCGCCCGCCAGUGAGGGCCUUUGGGACUACCAGGAAAGCCGGGGCCUAAUCCGAGCGCAGCGCCCCGGCCGACGGAGAGGCAGGCGGGCGAGUGCCGUCACAGGCCGGCGAGGCCGUGCGGAGGAGGGAGGGGGGGGAGGAGAAGCGUAUGCAGCCUGCGUGCCCAUGGGAGACAGCGUGCCUGGCCGGCAGUAGCAUUUAGCGUCCUUUCGCGUCACACCAGGCCUGUUGCGUUCAGUCCGAGACCCAGCCUUCCCCUACCGACAGACACUUUCGCGACGCCCCAGACCGGUCCAUCUCUCCCACACGGGGGGGAGUUUCUCGGAAACCAGGCGCUGCUCUCUUACAAGACAGGCGGCCUGUUUAUUCUUUCAUCAACAUCAUCACAAGGACCCCCGCCAGAAGAAGCAAAGGGGAAAAACACUCUGAGAUCUGGACCUGCCACGCUGCCACCUCCGUCUUUGCCCCAGCCCGCCCCCCCACCCCACCCCUCCACCAAACUUCCUGUGUGAACUUGACUCUCUCUUCUUGACGUUCUGAGGAUUUUGCCAAAACCUAUUUCAUGCAUGUCCACUGGAGGCAGGUUUGACUUUGAUGACGGGGGGUCGUACUGUGGAGGGUGGGAGCAGGGGAAGGCCCAUGGCAGGGGUGUGUGCACGGGGCCCCAGGGCCAGGGGGAGUACGCCGGGGCCUGGAGUCACGGCUUCGAGGUCCUGGGCGUCUACACCUGGCCCAGCGGCAACAGCUACCAGGGCACCUGGGCGCAGGGGAAGCGCCAUGGCGUGGGCGUGGAGAGCAAGGGCCGCUGGGACUACCGAGGGGAGUGGACGCAGGGCUUCAAGGGACGCUACGGGCAGCUGGAGAGCACGACAAGCGGGGCCCGCUACGAGGGGACCUGGAGCAACGGCCUCCAGGAUGGAUACGGAACCGAGACGUACUCCGACGGAGGAACGUACCAGGGUCAGUGGCUGGCGGGGAUGCGCCAUGGAUACGGCGUGCGGCAGAGUGUCCCAUACGGCAUGGCGGCCGUUAUCCUCUACCCGCUCCGCACAUCCAUAAACUCCCUCCGCUCUGAGAACAGCCACUGCCCCCCGACCCUGCUGGAGGAUAGCACCGGGACCGCCGUCUCGCCCGCCGACGUGGUGGUGGGGGUCGGGCUGGCUGGUAGCCCCAUGGGGAGGGGGGGCUUUGCUUUAACUGCCCCCAGUGAGGCUGACCGGCGGGGGAAGAGGAAAGGCCGUUUCCGUCAGUCGAUCCUGAAUGGCCUGAAGCUGCGCCGCUCCGAGUCCAAGAGCUCCCUGGCCAGCCAGCUGAGCAAACAGAGCUCCUUCUGCAGCGAGGCCGGCAUGAGCACCGUUUCCUCCGCCGCGUCCGACCUCCACUCCAGCGUCAGCCAGGACGGCGAGCACGGCGCCCCCGUGGACGCCACGGUCACUGAGGUCUACGCUGGCGAGUGGCGCAGUGAUCAGCGGGCGGGCUGGGGUGUGAGCCGGCGCUCCGACGGCCUGCGCUACGAGGGGGAGUGGGUGGCCAACAAGCGGCACGGUUAUGGCUGCACAACGUUCCCCGACGGCACCAAAGAGGAAGGGAAGUAUAAACAGAACCUUUUGGUCAGCGGGAAGAGGAAGAACCUGAUACCGCUACGAGCCAGUAAGAUCAGGGAGAAGGUGGACCGGGCGGUGGAGGCGGCCGAGAAGGCUGCGGACAUUGCCAAGCAGAAAUCCGAGAUAGCCCUGUCCAGGAUGAGUCAUGCGCGAGGAAAGGCGGAGGCAGCUGAGGGCGUGGCUCUGAAGGCCAGCGAGGAAUGUCGAUUGGCCAGGCUCACUGCCAAGGAACUGUCGCCGUCCUUCCACGUUUACGGAAACGGUGAGUUGGAUGGUCUGGAAUGUGAACGGCCUAAAAAGCACCAGGGCGCCAAGGACAACAAAGACCACGAGGUUGUUUCCACAGGAACCGAUAGCCCCGAGCUGUGCACCCCAGACACCACGCCUCCCGUGAUGACCCCUGACCUCAGUCCUGUCUUGAGUGUGCCCCCGUCACCUCCCCGCAGCCCACGGCCUGCCAAACACUCCCACCGUCCAAGGAACGCCUGCUUUAUGCGCCAGAGUGCCGUGGAUGACCAUGGUGGAGCAGAAAUACAGGUGCUGGUGGAGGGGCGGGGAAUGGAUCUCCAGAGGGGCGGGGCUAACAAUUGGACAGAGGACAUGUAUCCCGACUGUGGGGUUCACAGCAGCCGAUCCACCACUCCAUCUCUACUGGAGGAGCAGGAGGGACAAGUCAAUGGUCACGAGCAGGCGCCGUCCAAUCACAAGUCGCGGGAGAAAGCCUCGACCACCCACAAAUCCCGGGAGCACUCUUCCUAUAGAUCAUGGGAGCACUCCUCAUCGUCCAAUCAGAAGCCCUCAAAGCACGCCUCGUCCAAUCACAAAUCAAGGGAGUACACGUCGUCCAAUCACAAAACAUGGGAUCAUACCGCUUCCACCACAAAUCACAAGGCAUGUGAGAAUGUCUCUUCUAAUUACAAGCCGCAGGUGCACAUUUCAUCCAAUCACAAAGCCUUGGAGCAUAACCUUUCCAAUCACAAGACUUCUGAGCAUGCUUCCACCAAUCACAAGUUGCCCCAAGAUUAUUCCUGCCCAGUUCACAGUCCAAAGGACCAUGUGUCCUCAGCCAACCCUCACAACAGCCCCCGAGAGCAUGUCUACUCCAACCACCACCCUCACCCGGAGCAUGUCUACUCCAACCACCAUCCUCACUCGGAGCAUGUCUACUCCAACCACCACCCUAAGCAGCAGCACGUAUCAUCCAACCACAAGCUGAGCGAGCAUGCCUUGCCCGACCCUGGGCUUGUCGGCCCGGGGGGGGGCUGGACUGCCGAAGGCACCCUGCUUUGGAGCCCCGCCCACUCGCGCCUCGCGGACCGAGAGGAGCAGGACAGGCUCGGGGACUACACGGUGGACAUGAGGCUCCAGCCCCCGGAUUCCGCCACCCAGAUGUCCCCUGGCCCGGGCCCCAAAGGGAGGCUGCGUCCACGGGGCCUGAGGCCAGUCAGGGAGGGCUCCAUGGACUCAGUCCAGAUGCUGGACACUCUGAAUGUGGGGGCGGAGCUGGAGGAGUGGCCCAUUCAUAGGGACCUCACCCUGUCCCCGCCCCUCAAGUCCCAGCCAAUUUCCUUGGAGCAGGACAGGGAGCGCCUCACGCUUAAAUCAAACUCAGGCUCCAGCUCUGUCCUGGUGGUCAUGGUUGUUUUACUGAACAUUGGAGUAGCCAUCCUCUUCAUCCACUUCUUUAUUUAACCUUCUACGAUCUACUAAGUCUUAUUCUUCUUCCUGUUAUUAUAGCCCACAUUAUAUAACUUAUUAAUACGGUUUGUCAUUCCUCCCAACUGGAGCCCGCAGCGCAGAGCAACAGUGGACAUCGUCAGCAACGCAUUUCGGACGUUGUUGCACGGCCUCUGUUAUUCUCUUCUCCAUCCAUUAGUCUUCGUCCAAACCGUUGUGCUUGCCACCAUUUUGACCAGUAUUGUGUCGUUACUGGAACAGAACAAUGGCGUCCAGAGGGAGCAGUGUGGCGGAAGCAGCAGAGUUUGUUAGUGGGCUGCCUGCGGUGGUGACGGACAGAAUAAAAAUGGGCACCCACGUCCUACUCGUCCACUACUUCGCCCCUCCAUCCUGGACUGCCCUCAUCACUCUGCAUCCAAUCACACGCAAGCCCAUGGCGAGCACACUUCCUCAUCCUCCCCGAACCCUGUCCCCUGAUUCCUUAAACCGUUCGGCCUUGUCCUCCAACUCCUGGGGUGUCCCCCGGAUGGACCCCCCACUGGGUGGGUGGGGGCGUGGGGGGGCGUGGGGGCUAUGGUUAAAAGUACAAUACAGUGAGCAGGGUGCCAUUUUGGACGAAUCCCCUGAUUGGUCGGCGCUACGCUACUUACCAAUGCUGCAAGUGUGGAUCGGCGUUAAAGGGCUCCACCAUCUUUCUUUGUCUUCUCACCACGGUAACGGGCAGUCACACAGCCAUUGCAUGACGGCGUGUGCUGUUAAAAAGUGCAUCUUUCUAUCCCUUCUUCCUUUUGCACACAGACCCACCCAGAUAUCAGUUCUCAUGACUCACUCCAAUGAGACUACUGACAGAGAGUUGGGAUCAAUGCUGUUUCACGUUCGGUCAAAUCGGGAGACUGAUAUUUUGGAGAUUCAAGGGUUUAGGAUAAGACUCAUGAAUUGGAUAAAAACCCACACUUUUCUAUUAGGUUUUUUGAUUCAAGAGUCGCAUUUCAAUUACUUCUGAGUCGCUCACGAAUUGUGUGGAAUUGAUCUCAACCCUGUCACGCAACAAAACAAGUUCUCCUAACAUUUGAACACACACGCACGCACACGCACACACACGCACACACACACACACACACACACACUGACAUACUGAAGAAUAUGGAGGUAGGAGGUUCCAGGCUUACCCCUGUGUACAGCGUUAGGACUGUUACGUUAUAACACUAAAUAUAUAUAUAUAUAUAUACUAUAUAUAUCAUUAUUAUUCAAAGUUUGUUACUUUUAAGCAGUUUGCAAGACAGAGAGAAUGCUGAGUGCCUCGUAUUUGUAUUUAUUUUUAAUUUAUUUAUUGAUUCACUUGAUGAAACAUCCCCUUGUGGGAAAUCCAGGCUAACAGGGCGAGGUGAGUGACUUUUGACCUUUGAAAAGGUGAAAGGUCAUUUCCCAGAGUGGCAUGCAUGCCGUUUAGUCUCUCUUCCAGUCGGUCGUCUUCCAGACCAGUCCACAGUUCCAAAAAGCACCAUUUCCUCCUUUAAUGCACUCCUUUGGCGGAGAAGCCAUGCCGUUUGGAGUCUCGUCCAAGUUCGUGCACUACAUGGGGAACGGACACACAGCCCGUGGGUGUCUUCUUCUUUGGUGUCAAUUUCAGACACGCUGGGGGCCCCGACGAGAUGUUUUCAGCAUGUUUGUUUAGCCUGCUCAAUCCGGUGUCAGUCAGUUUGUGAGUCCCUCUGCCUCUCGUCUCCUUUUACCCAGCAACAGGCGACCGGCACAGAGGCACCCGAGAUGUCCGCCAGUGUAAUAAAAUGAAAAAACAAAAAAUAAACGCUAGCUUUUAAAACGCUCAGUGGAUUUGAAAACUGCUGGAAAAUGUUGAUCCUGAGUUCUAUGAAUGAUAUUAAAUGAAAACGUGUUCUGCUAUA
This is a messenger RNA of Esox lucius (northern pike), 5786 nucleotides long. It is a transcript of the gene jph3a, whose product is annotated as junctophilin-3. Gene Ontology annotation, cellular component: endoplasmic reticulum membrane; junctional membrane complex; plasma membrane. The record is from RefSeq and is a predicted model, not a curated record. Gene Ontology annotation, biological process: regulation of synaptic plasticity. Bases 1168 to 3897 code for a protein of 909 amino acids. The transcript is spliced from 6 exons. Lineage: Eukaryota; Metazoa; Chordata; Actinopteri; Esociformes; Esocidae.